Messenger RNA from Chanos chanos (milkfish), 2152 nucleotides. It is a transcript of the gene rogdi, whose product is annotated as rogdi atypical leucine zipper. Lineage: Eukaryota; Metazoa; Chordata; Actinopteri; Gonorynchiformes; Chanidae. The transcript has 11 exons. The coding region runs from base 75 to 971 and encodes 298 amino acids. The record is from RefSeq and is a predicted model, not a curated record. Gene Ontology annotation, cellular component: RAVE complex.
AUUUGCACAUACGAAAUAACGGAGAGUGCAGAAAAAUUCCAGUAACGUGUUCUUCAUACCUGUGGGUCACGGUAAUGCUUGGUGUCGAUCGAUCUACGAUACCUGAACUGUCGAAAAUGUCCGCCGCGAGUCAAGCAGAGAGGACGGUAUUGGAGGCGGAAUUCAACUGGCUUUUAAAAGAGGAGGUGCAUGCCGUCUUGAAGCAGCUGCAGGACAUAUUGAAGGAAGCCUCGAGGCGUUUUUCAGUGCCCACGCCAGGUCUGGAGGGGCAGCUUAAACAGGAAAAUUUCAUUCUCGGCAGCUCAACCAUGGACCAGGUGAAGGGAGUGCUGACCUUACAGGGGGAAGCUUUGACUCAGGCUGACAUCAACAUUAAAGUAGCCAAGAGCAGCCAGGCCAUGCAUUUCACAUUCCGAGACGAUAAGCAAUGGAAAUUACAACAGAUUCAGGAUGCCCGGAACCAUGUCAAUCAAGCCCUUCAGUUGCUAAGCAGCCGUGAUGAGAGCUAUCACUUUAAAACCGGGGCAGAGGUCAACAAGCUCAUGGAUGCAGUCAUGUUGCAGUUAACCCGAGCUCGUAACCGUCUAACCACCCCAGCAACCAUGACUCUCCCAGAACUGGCCUCCAGUGGCUUAAUGAAAAUGUUUACCCCUCCGAUGCCUGGAGACCUGAUGGUGAAUUUCUACAUUAAUCUCAGUAAACUGUGUCUGACAGUCUACCAGCUGCAUGUGCUUCAGCCUAGCACCACCAAGAACUUUAAACCAGCAGGAAGCUCUGUACUUCACAACCCAGGAGCUAUGUUUGAGAUUAACAACACUAAGUUUGAGGUGAGUCACGUGCAUAAAGUGGAGUGUGUGGUUCCGUGGCUGAACGACACCCUGGUCUUCUUCACCAUCUCACUGCAGCUCUGUCAGCAGCUCAAAGACAAGAUUUCAGUGUUUUCCAGUUUCUGGAACUACAGGCCAUUCUAAACGGGCCCUGCCCGAAACCAGAAGUCUCCAGUAGCUAAUGAAGGUAACUCAAAAUGGUCCCAGUGAGCAUUUCAUCUACAACGUACAGACACUAAGCACUAAGAGAAACUAAUCUUUGUGAUUUUUUUUUUUUAAAGAGAUGAAUGGUAAUGUCUUGUCCUGAAUGAGAAACAUGCUAAAGUAGAAAUUUGGGAGCUAUAUUGUUGCUUAAUGAAGUGUUGAUUACUUUAUAUAUGUUAAGCACAUGACAGAUCUCCCCGUCCUCACUCACCUUGUCAGAGAGGUGCGUCCUGUGAAGGUCCUGCUUUUGGUGAACACUCGUGUAUGCUUUUUCAGUGUUUGUUUCUGUAAUGUUUAUUACGUCAGAUAUUUAAAAAGAGAAAUUAGAGUUAGAUUUUUAAAGGGAUUCUUUGAAAAUCAACAUGACAAGACUCACAUUCCUUAUUUUUGUGUCCCAUGUGCUGUAAAAAUGAUUAGUGGAAUUUUGAUCAAAUGAAUAUGGGCUUUGUAUUUGGUUUUCAUUUCAGUCCAAAGACCAUUGUCCUUAUUGUCUCCUAUGUGCAGUGCCUCGGUCCAGCUGUGAGCCUGGACAGUUGGCCAUGCUCUAAACUAAAGUUCUAAACUAAGCUCUGUUUAGCAUGAACCAUCUAUGGUUUAUAGCAUCAUUAGUACAUGACAGAUCUGUCUGAUAAAUAACACUAAGAAAUGGAUUGACAUUAGUGUGGUCUGUACCUGUGGCACAUUCACAAGGUGAAGUUCAGAUGUAAUAAAACUUUUGAAAUAAUUUUUUUUUUUUUCUACUUGGAUCAUUCCACCAAAAAGCAUUCCAACUGAAAAUGAUGUGUGUCAGUCCAAGCCAGAAUGGGCUUAGAUGUGUUGUUAUCUGUCAUUUGUUUGAUGUUUGAAGUUUUGUCAGGGUCAGAUUAGUUAACUGACACAUGUCCUAUUGGUUUACUGUCAUCUGCGUGUGCGUAUUCAUUUGAGUGUUUUAAUUUAUUGCACAUUGUUACUUUUGCACUUAUGUUUGCUUUACUGAGCAUCUUUUUACUUACCCGUUAAGAUGAAUGUCAAUUCCACCUUAGAACAAAUGAGUCAAUAAGUGUUAGAACCUUUUAUUUCAAAGCAUUAUUGUACCUGUGAAGUGUCAUAAACUGUGCAAUAAAAAUGCGGUUUGAGUUCUG